Echinostoma caproni is the source of this 882-nucleotide messenger RNA. Lineage: Eukaryota; Metazoa; Platyhelminthes; Trematoda; Plagiorchiida; Echinostomatidae. The record is from the annotation of a GenBank genome assembly.
CGUCGUGAACGCAGCGUGUGCGAUUUGCGCGAAACCCUCAUUGAUGGAGCCGUCCCGGAUAACCCAACUCGUUUCGCUCCACGGUCAGCACUUACAGAGCGCUUAUCAGGCUGCCUACGUGAUUUGGCUAGUCGCUUUCGAGUUCGAUCGGCAGUGCCCCAAUCCUCGAUCGAUUUACCCCGUUGUUUGGCUUCUGUCGGUCUCGGACCAUUUCCCAAUGAUUCCACCACAGCUGACCAUCCACCCCCGACGAAUGCCUGGCUACUUGUUCAUGGCCCGCCCGGAUGUGGUAAAACGGUUUUGUGCAUCAGCACACUACGUGAGCAUGCUUUGCCUCUGGUUGAAUGUUUCCCUGGAGGCGUGGUAUGGAUCCAUGUUGGGCCACUCUUGUCGUCCGAUUCGGGUGUAAAUUCUUCGGAAUCGACCGGACAAUAUGCAGGUUUAAUGGAAAAACAACAGAUAUUAUUUCUUGAUCGGUUGGAGCGACGUUUAGCCUCUCUGACUCGUGCAAAUACAGAUCACAACACACUUGGUAUCCCAUCACAUGGUAUGAGCCCGCCAUCAGUGAGUUUGGACGACGCGUCCGAACGCUUGAGACGUACGCUCAUUCGACGUCAGAACCGACCAUUCCGGGGACCGUCAGACGAAGACACUUUGAGCACAUCCUUACUACUCAUCGUUUUGGAUGAUGUCUGGGAUGUUGAGGUAGGCCAGGUGCUUUCGUCCAUGCCAGCCGCAUUCCUGGUGACCUCUCGUGAUCAGUCUGUGCUGGCACGUGUCGCCGGACAAGUCAAUCAGACCCUAUGGUCCGAGGUUCGAGCCCCGCCACCCGACUUUGGUGGUAGUCAGCUCUGCUAUCGUUCGGUUCAAUACCACGCCUAA